This is a messenger RNA of Mercenaria mercenaria, 5716 nucleotides long. RefSeq lists its product as uncharacterized. The coding region runs from base 102 to 1115 and encodes 337 amino acids. The transcript is spliced from 2 exons. The record is from RefSeq and is a predicted model, not a curated record. Lineage: Eukaryota; Metazoa; Mollusca; Bivalvia; Venerida; Veneridae.
AAUAUAAAGUGCGCAUCUUAUUAAAAUUAUUUUUGAUUGACCAUUUGUGAAAUAUUUACUAUGCUGUAGGAAUAGGAUUACCAAAUCUGUAGGAUUUUAAAAUGGCACGCUGUAUUCAGAAAAAGCAAACAAAAGGAAGUUGGGUUCUUAUUAUCUGCGUGUUUGCGUCUUCAGUCUAUGUCGUGCUUAAAAUGGAUGAAGUUAUGUAUACAAAGCCCUUUUCAUCGAUUAGACUUUUGGGACGCAAAAUGUCAGUGAUAGAAGAUAGACACAUCAGAGAUCGAGUUUAUAAUAAUUCAACUUCAAGUACAGGUGGUUCAAAUAUAAAUAACAUGUUUUCGAACACCACAGACAAAAGCAAGCAGAAUGCUUUUCCGUUGAAUAUUAGUGUUGCAAAUAGUGAUAGCGUACAAUUCAAUAAAAGUGCCAUUACGGUUGGCAUUUUAGUACCAUCUUCAACGAAAAGAAUUAAAAAUCCACUUCUAGAACAAUUAAGUUUAGUAAAGAUUUGCAUACCGUCUAUAUACAAAACUAUAGAAGAGGAAUAUACCUACAUUAUAUAUGUUGGAAUUGAUAAAGGUGAUUAUUUAGAGACGGUUAAAGAUAAACUGGAAACAACGUUUGACAAAGUUAAAACUGUUGUGACCCGUGGUGGAACAUUUACAAGAACUGUCAAUGCAAUAGCACGAGAAGCUUAUCAAGACGGCAUGGAUUAUUUAGUUCGUAUUAACGAUGAUAGUUCAUUUGAAACUCGGAACUGGACGUCAGUAGGAAUUUCAUCCCUACUACACUACACUCCGCUAAACGUAGGUGUCGUUGGGCCCACAUGUCAUGAAGGAAACACUCAUAUAUUGACACACGAUAUGGUUCAUCGUACACAUUUAGAAAUUUUCGAUUUUUAUUAUCCUCCUUAUUUCGACAACUGGUGGGCUGACGACUGGAUCACAGAGGUUUACAAACCAGUAAGAUCAACAAAAUUAUCCACAUGGAUUGUCAAACAUUUAAAAACUCACGGCAGUAGAUACAUUGUUGACCAUAAGAAAAAAGGUCGACUUGCGAAAACUUUAACGUUUGAUAAAGAAAGAUUAACAGAAUAUCUUUCAAACUUAGACUAAUCAACGAGGGUAUUCUUCGUUCUACUGUAAGUCCUCAGUUCGCCCGUAGAAAGCUUUAUACGAUAACUGUCUCCAUCACGAAUAUGAAAGUAAUAGUCAUGAAUGUUUUACUUCAAAAUUUCAGGAAAUAUUAUGAAGUAUACACAAGAAUGGCAAAAAGAUAAAAAAAUUCACUAGUUAUAAUUAGUUAACGUGUCAGCCCGUAGAAAUGCUGUUCAUCUACAUCCAGAUUCAUUCAUUAAAAAAAGGUUGUUCAUAAGAGUUGUUCAGGAAGUUCGUGGUAUUUCACUGUGAAAUGAGAUUUUUGGAACUUCGUCAAAUCGUCAGGUCCGAUUUGAUGUUGUCUGAAAGUGUCAGUAUAUGCCUCGGAUGUCAGAUAUUUCCGUAUUUGAGAGCUGCAGAGCUAGACAUUAAGACAUCUAGAAAUAUUUUCAAAAUGAAUUUCGUGUAAUAAAUGUUGUUUCGACGAAAGCGUGAAAGGGCCAUCAGACGCUAAUACAUUUUAUUACGUUACGGCCGCGGAAAGGUUAUUUAGUUUUGUAUCAGGUGUGAAAAUAUACAUUAAGUACAACACAUGUAGCUUAGAGUAUGUUCUUUUUUUUAGAAAUGCCUGCAAGGCAGAUACUCAGGGGAACUGCAUACUUCAAAUAGGAAGUCUGCAGUAUCAGAGAAAACUGUUUACAAGUGGAUACGUAAAUUUAAAAAUGGCCAGGCAGUCCUUAAAGAAAGAUCUCGUGCUGGCAGGCCCAGAACAGCAGUGACGUCAAAGAACACUGCUGCUAUAAGAGGUGCGAUUAAUAAAGAAAUCAGUCACACGGUGUCCAAGAUAAACGGGGAGAACUCACGAGAUUCUCCUCAAUCAUUUGAGUUCAAUAAAGAUUCGUGCCCGAUGGGUGCUAAUAGGGUCGAAUGUGCUAAAGAAAUGUUGAAAAAGUUCUCAGAUUUAGAUGAUCUCACAAUGUCACAGAUUCUAACCACAGACGAUUGAUAAACCAUGUUAUGAUUUCCACACAAAGUCAGUUCGUGUUAAAAUGCUGAAAUAUACUCACAGUUGACAGGCGUGGUGGAGCCUCAGUUGUUUGUGCUCCUUAACAGGAGACGAGGCCUGGAUUUAUUUUUGUGCCACAACAUCGCAUAGACAACAGUGGCUGCAAAAAGUGUCAAAAAGGUUUCGUGUUCCAUCUUCUUUAGCUCAAGGGGCACUGACACCGUAAAGACAGUUAAACAAUGGAAUGUUUUAUAACAACAAUGUACUGAAAGCUGUUAAACAAACAAAAAAUGCGUCCAAGGACUAGUCCAUCGUGGUCUCCAGUUGAUCCAUGAAACGCCGCGGCUAACAAAAAUACCAUCGUUCAAAAGUUUCUGAAAGAUGAAAAAUUGUACAAAUCAAUCAUCCCACGUAUUCACCAGAUCUAAGUCCUUGUGACUUUUUCAUAUUUCCAAAGCUGUAAAAGAUGCAAUAUUUAUCGAAGUGGUAUUUUUCAGUAAGUCAAGAAAAUACCAAGGGGAGACUACUCUGCAGCGUUCAUGUUGGAUUUCUCGACUGCGGAAGUGCAGGGGAGUCAAGGACGAAUACUUUGAAGGGAUAAACUAUAUUUGAAGUCUGUUCACAGACUGUGUAUCAUAUUCCAGCAAGAUUGUCAUUAUUUUUAGAAUGGCCCUCAUAUUGAGCAAACAACUUCAUUUACCUUUAAAACAGAGAUUGGAUAUAUAUUACUUCAUCAAUGAACACGUUUUCAAAAAUCCGUGUAUAUCAACCGCUUUUGUUCCGCCACAUAUGGAGUUCAAAUUAAUCAGCCACGUAUCUGAUAUAAAACAUAUUUUACAUUUUCAGGUAUUAUACAAUCAUGUGUUUUAUUUAAUGGCACAACAGAUAAUUCAAAGAAACUAUUGUUUAAUUAGGGAAUCAUAUUUCAAUAUAGAGUAAACUUUAUUUUUCAAAAAUUGUUCACAUAAGUUGACAACAGCUAUUAUAAUGAAAAGCUAACUUAGUGGUAUUGGAAUAUGAACAUUUCUGUUUCUUACAAUAACAGAAAUCACAUCUGGUUUAUAUGGAUAACUUAAAUCUAUAUUCCAGAACAUCGGCGAGCUCCUGGGUACUUUACACAAUUGUCAAAUUGACACUAUAUGCUUUGGGUAUUAUUACAAAAACUCAUACCACAAUUGUGUGUAUUUUCAUUGUAUUUUAAUUACAUGAUAAAUUUCUGUAUCAUUUAUCACGCAUACUUCAACAUUCUAUAAAUAGAACUGUCUAUUUACAUUGUACUUUAAUAUCAUGAUUAAUAUCUAUAAUAGAUGGUAUGCAUUCCUCUACAUUCGAUAAUUGGAACUUUAAAUUAAUUUGCUAUGUUUCGAGUAUUAUUACAAAAACACACACCACAUUUCUUUGUUUACAUUUUAACUACAUGAUAAUUAUUCGCAAACCUCCACUUUCUAUGAAUUGAUCUAUGAACAUAGUUGCAAUGCUUUGAGUAUUAUUACAUGAAACAUCAUACCACGUUUGUUUAUUCAACAUCACAAUAAAUUACACGAUAAAUACUUUGUACAAGUUUAUGCAUAGCUAACCUCUACAUUCUAUAAAAAUAAUUUUGCUUCGAGUAUUAUUACUUAAUCUCAUACCACAUUUGUUUGUUUACAAUGUGUAUGUUACAUGACAGAUAUUUGAAUAAGUACACGCAUACCUCUCCACUCUAUACUAAUUGAUAUACUUCGGUAUUAUUACAAAAACUCAUACCUCAUUUGUUUAUUUACAUUUUAACUACAUGAUAACUAUUCGCAUACCUCUACUUUCUAUGAAUUGAUCUAUGAACAUUGUUGCAAUGUUUUGAGUAUUAUUACAUGAAACAUACCACAUUUGUUUGUUUACAAUGUACAUAUAUGUAUUAGUACACGCAUACCUCUACACUCUAUGCUAAUUAAUACAAUUCGGGUAUUAUUAUAAAAGCUUAUAUUUCGUUUGUUUACUUACAUUGUAUUUUAUUACUCUUAUGUUUGUAGUAGUAAACGCAUACCUAGCGCAUUCCAUAAUAAAAGUGAAGCCGAAUGAUAUAUCAAAAUGCCCGUUCUCUACUUUAACAAUUCUUUAGUAUAUCUGCACUAAUUCAUACAUGUACAUGCGUGCUUAAUUCGCCCUGACUAUUUGUAUAUAUUCAACUAUGUUUUGGUUUGAUAGAGAAACGCUAUUUUGUAUCAAUGUGCAGAGUUGUAUACACUAUUGUAGUCAAUGUCUAGAUUUUUUUACAUUUACUGAAGUCGUUAAUUGUUUUUGUCAUGAAUAUUUAGAUUUACUGUACUCUUACCGAAAUUGAUGUAAGCUUUAUUAUCAGUGAUAUAAAACACCGUAUGCUUGAUAAUCGUUAAAAAAAUCAUACUGUGUUCAUUCAGGUGUCAUUAGCGGGUAUAGAGCAAAUGACAUCUUUAUUUUUCUUCAAGUGCACGUAUACGUGUACGUGCUAUAAAUGCACGUACUAAACACCGAACAUUACAAUUAACUGACAACAUGUAACCUUAAAGCGAACCUUAUAGCGAUAAGUAAUUACCUCCCUGACCAAAAUAGUAUACAUAAUUGUUACUAAUGAAUUUUUAUUUUUUUUCCUAGAGUGCACGUAUACGUGUACGUGCUGCAAAUACACGUAGUAAAUAAUGUACAUUAAAAUCAACUGAGUUAUCCCAUUACGAUAAUGAAUUAUCUCAUUGACCAAAAUUGUAUACAUAAUUGUUACAAAUGAAGUCCAAAUCAAAUGUCCGUGUAACAACAUAUUUACAUACUAUUUAUGUAUAAGAGCAUUAUUUAUAUCCGUGAGAAAACCGUAAAAGUAUUAAGAAGGGUUAGGUAACUGUGCGAUUUGCACGUUUACACAUUUAUCACAAAGUGUAAAAUGUAUGUCAACACUCCACAUGUAUUAGUAAACGUACAUGCAUGAAUGCCCCAAAAUCAUACAAAACAUCAACAAGUAAAUGAGUACCUUCAUAAUUCCAAAAAAAAAAAAAAAAGCAUUUUCCCUGUAUAAAUACCCAUUGCUUCCAUUUCUAACACACUCAGUAUAGUAGAUCGCUGAUAGUGUUAUAUUCAAAGAAAACUUUGGUCCAAGCUUAUUCAAUUAUUACACUUCAAACCUUGAACAGAUUUAUAUCCCUUCCUUAAGUUAAGAUAGAACUUACGUAUAAGAAUACCUAUAAAGUACACCUAGCUAGGACUUUAAAAUAGGUAUAUGUGUAUGAUUAGGUAAAAUAUAUGUAAAUAUGUUUAGAUGUAUAUUCAUAUACGUGUGUGUAUUAAAACCCUGAUCAAGAUUUGUCCGUGAUAUCCAUGCAGAUCGCGAAUAGUCAUAUAUUUAGAGAAAACUCUGAUCCAAGGGAGGCUAAUUCAAUUAUUUUACUUCUAACAUUGAACAGAUUUAUAUCCCUUCCUUGAGUUAAGAUAGAACUUACGUACAAGAAUACCUAUUAAGUACAUCUAGCUAUGAAUAUUUAGUAUAGGUAUAUUUGUAUGAUUAUGUAAAUAUAUGUAAAUAUGUACAGAUGUAUAUUUAUAUAUGUGUGUGUAUAAGAGCGAACGAAUAUGUUAUGUUUUUGAGAUAAUAUACAGUCGUCAAAUUGCU